AUCGCCACCACCAUCGCAGAGCCUCGCUAGCGCUCCUGUAACGGCCGCGCGCAAUCGGUGUUCACCAAGAUUUCCAUCUCCCGACCUAUGGAAAGAUAAGCAGCGUCGCCAAUAAAGCUGAGUUAGUUAAUCAUCGCAAGCUAAAAAUAAGAGAUGCCCUGGCUGGAGGGGCCGGCACGGUUCGCGCGGGCGUUCACGGUGAUAUCCGCAUGCUUGGCGAACGCGCGCCGCAACAAACAGGUCGGCCAUCAAGACCAUCGAGAGCACAGCGCACAACCUGCCCAAGUUCAAGCGACUAGAAACGAGACGCCGGCACAACCCCCGGAAGCACCACUCUUACGUAGCGAGGCUGUCCACGAAAGCCGAUGGGAUGAACUAAAGGCUAGAGGCGCUUUCAGCCCUACGGUUCACUAUCCAGUCACAGUUGCAGUUCUCAUCGUGGGAGCACAGGGCAUCGGAAAGAAGUCGCUACUCAGAAGGCUGCUCUAUGAUGACAUGGACGGCGGCUUGAAAAUGGAACAAGCGCUGUUCGACCAGGCAGACGAGAAUGCACACUUCUACUGCGACGGGCGCAUUUACGACGUACAUGUCCUCUUCGCUAGCGACAACAUUUUUUCUUAUGCCGGCCUUGUCGAACGCUUCGAUUAUUAUGGAGUCAUUGCGGCGUACGACGUACGAUCCUACGAGUCUUUCCUACAGGUCCCUCGACUUUGUGACGCUGUCUUACACGACUGCGGCUCAGGCGGUCCGCCUUGCCCCGUCAUGGUCGUGGGGCUUCACUCGGAUGCUCACGACGAGGAACGGGCUGUGUCAGGUGCGGAGGCGUUAAAGUUGGCGACGGACCGAGGCUUUACUUUUACAGAAUGCUCGGCUAAGACGGGCAAUGGCGUACACGAGACGUUCUCUCAUUUCAUCCAAGAGGCGCAGAAGUCCGGGAAAGAAGAGUCUGUGCUUUCCAAGUUGUAUGCGGCUGGCUGGUUCCGAACAGUCGCCGGGCUUGUGUGGUCAGCGUCUGGAGGAGAUAGGUCGAGUUAGCAUUGUCCGAAGCAGCCCCAUAAUUACAAGCGUUACACCCCGCUUCUCUGUUUUUUUUUCCCCUCUCGUAUUAGUACUACUUGGACGGUGAGCAAAGGCUAUAAUUUGAAGCUUUGACUAUCUCAUUGCUCUCUCG
This is a messenger RNA of Lasiosphaeria miniovina, 1171 nucleotides long. Its product is annotated as P-loop containing nucleoside triphosphate hydrolase protein. The transcript is spliced from 5 exons. NCBI's taxonomy places the organism in Eukaryota, Fungi, Ascomycota, Sordariomycetes, Sordariales, Lasiosphaeriaceae. Gene Ontology annotation, biological process: vesicle-mediated transport. The record is from RefSeq and is a predicted model, not a curated record. Gene Ontology annotation, molecular function: GTPase activity; GTP binding. The coding region runs from base 154 to 1035 and encodes 293 amino acids.